AUGGGCAGUCUGCGGUACCUGGUUGCCAUCACCGCGUUCCUUGUUGUUCCUGCCACAUCCGUGCUCCUUGGCAUCACCCUGCCCGCUGGAUUCGCGGUAACGCCAUACUACGAUGCCGGUGUCCCAGGGGCCCGCAGCCUCACGCUGAGCACGGCGCCACCGCCGGCGGGGCAGGGACCCAUCGUCUACGUGGCUAACAACAAGGAUGGCAAGAUCUAUGCGCUCCUGGACGACGACAAUGACGGAUUCGCCGAGCGCCUGGUCACCCUGGCCUCGGGUCUGACAACCAGCAAUGGAGUGGCCUGGCACGACGGGGACCUGUACGUCUCCGAGCUCGAGCGCCUGUGGCGCUUCCCUGGUAUCGACGCUGUGGCUCGCCGCGGCUCGGGAGAGUACCCCGCGGACGAGGCAGAGCUGCUCAUCGACUCCCUGCCCAGCGCCAGCCAGCAUGGCGCCAAGUACAUUGCCGUCUCCCCUGCCGGCCAGCUGUACAUGAAUAUCGGGGCGCCCUGCAACGUCUGUGAGCCGGGGAGCUACCAGAAGAAUGCCUCCACUCCCGUCUUCCAGUACGGCAGCAUCGUGAGGUUCAACCUCAAAGACUGGACCACCCUCGAGACGGUGGCGUACGGCACCAGGAACAGCGUGGGCUUCGACUGGCACCCGGAGACGGGAGACUUUUACUUCACGGACAACGGCCGCGACGAUGUGGGGGGCAGCAACGCGACAGUCACCGACGCCAGCCCGGACGACGAGCUGAAUGUGGUCAGGGCGGCGGGCGGGUUCUAUGGGUUCCCCUACUGCCACACCGGGGCCCGGGGCGGCAUCACAGAGGCGCCCUGCGCCCGGCUGUCUGGCAUGGGGACGCCGGUCGUCGACCCCCAGACCAAUGCCGGCCAAAAGACUCUGAGCUGCGACGCGAGCGAGGGUGGCUACAUCCCAGCGGUGCAGGCGCUGGGACCACACAUGGCCGCGCUGGGCAUCACAUUCUACAGGCGCAAUGCGAGCGCGCCCUACGCGUUCCCGGAGGAGUUUGACCGUGCCGCCUUCAUAGCCCAGCGCGGAUCCUGGAACAGGCGGACCCUGGCCGGGUACCGCGUGGUGACCGUGGCGCUGCGCGGCGACGGCACGGCAGAGGGCGUGCGCCCCUUUAUGUCGGGGCUGCUGGAGGGGGACACAGGCCUGCCCGCCUGCCCCGCCACGCCCAAGUCCAACCAGGCUGCUGUGCGAGGCCGGCCCGUGGACGUGCUCCAGCUUCCAGACGGCUCCCUCCUGGUCUCGGACGACACCGGCAACGCGGUGUACAAGGUGGCCUACCAGGGGCGCAUCCCCGUCGUGGGCCUGGCCGGCUGA
This is a messenger RNA of Auxenochlorella protothecoides, 1350 nucleotides long. RefSeq lists its product as uncharacterized. The record is from RefSeq and is a predicted model, not a curated record. NCBI's taxonomy places the organism in Eukaryota, Viridiplantae, Chlorophyta, Trebouxiophyceae, Chlorellales, Chlorellaceae. The coding region runs from base 1 to 1350 and encodes 449 amino acids. The transcript is spliced from 6 exons.